Parascedosporium putredinis is the source of this 564-nucleotide messenger RNA. Lineage: Eukaryota; Fungi; Ascomycota; Sordariomycetes; Microascales; Microascaceae. The record is from the annotation of a GenBank genome assembly.
AUGUUCGGCACCGGCUGCCCCACAGGCGGCGGCCAGGGCGUCGGCGUCGGCGCCGUCGACGGCACCCCCAUCUUCGGCUUCUCCGAGUGGGGGCUCGACCUCGCCGACCUCGACGUGCCCCUCAGCGAGGACGAGAUCGCCGCCGGCCUCGAACCCCCGACCGAGGUGGAAAAGUUUUGCGUCGAGGAGAUGAAGCUCGGCGGCGGUCCUCCCGGCUACAAGGUCCGCGUGCCCGCCGUCACGGUGGGCGGCGUGGCGGCCCUAGAGGAGGGGAGCGCGUUGAGGAUCUCGAUCGAGACGACGAUUGGUGGUGAGGUGGGAGGCGGCAACGAAAUCGUCCUCCUCCCCGCCGACAUCACCGACGGCGCCUUCGAGGCCCUCAUCGAGAACCCUUCCGAAGUCUGGUCCGAGUGCAUCGCCGACGACGGCGUCGUGCCCCUCAUCGGCGUCAAGACGUCCCUCUCCCUCUUCCGCGAGGGCGACGAGGCCACCGCCGGUACCGUCGGCGCCGAGGACGACUCUGCCGUCACUGUGCACUUUGCCGCCGUCUGGGAGGAGUGCUAA